Molecule: messenger RNA, 802 nt
Organism: Marchantia polymorpha subsp. ruderalis
Lineage: Eukaryota; Viridiplantae; Streptophyta; Marchantiopsida; Marchantiales; Marchantiaceae
Source: the annotation of a GenBank genome assembly
CCCUUAACUUGGAUCAAAGCCUAAUGAUGCAGAGUACAAGCAAGCAAUGUCGGGGAUCUCGCAAAAAGGAGAUUGUAGGACAGCAGAAGUCUAAAGCCUAGUGAUGACAGUUGGCAAUCGGACAGUAGGAUCAUUUUAAUUCUGUUAUAACUUCCGAUUACAUCCAGGAUAUGUCAUGGUGAUUUAUUUCUUGUCGAAGUGAAGAUUGACAUGCCGUUUGUUUUGUUUUGUUUUGUUUGAUCGGUGGGACUGUAUUGUAUGUAGGCACAAAAUAGGAAAUCAGCAUGCUGACAAGGAGAACGAAGUCACGGUGACCCUAAGUUGCAAUAAUUCUCUUGAACCAAAUGAAUGCUUAUGCUGCAAAGUUCGGUCUUGUUGCAACUGUCAAACAGAACCAGUCAGCUUGAAGCAAGGUCACUCCAUCGUCAUUGGACAAAGUCAUCGCCUACUGUGAAGAGACUUUCAUAGACAAAUGAUCUUUGUCUACUCUAAAUAGCUUAGAGCAAUCCUACUGUAUAAUUGUCACUACAAAUCAGGCACAAAUAGUGAACACAAGGCUCGCAAAAGUUUUGGAAGGCCAAAAAUGCUAUCGACAGUCUCAAUCUUCAUGUACUCGAGAGAAUAAACAACAGAUUUGAAGAGAAAUUUAUUCAUCACGUUUGGAGUCAAACUCAAAUCAAGGCAUGCUCCGGCUAGAUAGUAUAUUCCGUCGAGGAAAUAAGAAGAAGUGCUCGCGUGGAUUUGUAGUACCGGUCUGUUCUGAACUAAUUUGAUUUGGAAUGUGGAUUAGAUAUUGUAAUCG